UCCCACACAGCUCUUUUCACAUGCACCAUCAAAAGACGUGACUUUGCUGUGGACCAGAUACCAACCAGAAUUCACUCUGCCACAUUAGUGACAGCUGGAUUACCUUCCCCUGCAAAGUGGACUACUCUCACAGGCAGUGUGUAUCGAGAUACAGACUGAAAUGGCUCUUUCCAUUUUCCCCACCAGUUUCUGAUGUAGAAUUUCCAAUCAGAGAGUUUGGAGUUACCUCAACACACAAACACAAACACAAACGUACAGCACACACGCGAGAGAGAAUGAGAUCGCCGUAUUUCCCAGCGAGGUCUGUGCUGUUCCACAAGGAGGCCAAUGGAGUGACUUACCGAGUCCCUGCGCUGCUCUACCUGCCCCGCUCCAAGUGCUUCCUGGCCUUCUGUGAGGAGAGACUCAGCCCCUCUGACUCCCAGGCUCACCUGCUGGUCAUGAGGAAAGGCACUUUCUACAGGAACUAUGUGGAGUGGGAGGACAUGCGUGUACUUGGCACCGCUCAUCUUGCAGGCCACCGAUCCAUGAACCCAUGUCCCGUGUAUGAUGAGUUCACCGGUACCCUCUUCCUGUUCUUCAUUGCUGUUCUGGGCCACACGUCUGAGUCCUACCAGCUGGUGACGGGCAAAAACGUGACCCGGCUCUGCUACAUCUCCAGCACUGACAAUGGGGACACCUGGAGUCCUGUCACGGACCUCACCAAGAGGGUAAUAGGGGACACAAUUAAAGAAUGGGCCACUUUCGCCCUGGGCCCGGGCCACGGCAUCCAGCUGAAGUCAGGUCGACUGCUGAUCCCGGCCUACGCCUACCACAUCGACUGUAAAGAGUGCUUCGGCCAGUUCUGCCAGACCACUCCACGUGCAUUCUGCUUCCAUAGCGACACCCACGGGCGAACUUGGCGCUUUGGGGAGCCGGUGCCGGGGCCUGAGAGCGUGGAGUGUCAGAUGGUGUCAGUGGACGAAGAGGACGGGACCAACGUGCUGUACUGUAACGCACGCAGCCCCCUCGGCUGCAGGGUGCAAGCCCUCAGUCUGGAUGAUGGAGCCGUGUUUCAGGAAGGGCAGCUGGUGCAGCGGUUGGUGGAACCUCGAAAUGGUUGUCAUGGUAGCAUCGUGGGAUUCCCUGCACCUAUACAUAUGUGUCAUACCCUUAAACGUCACUUCUCUCUUCACCAUGCCAACUCCAGACACUGGGCACCCUGGGCCACACCAGCAUGUAGCAGUCCCAUCACAACCACAGUGCCACCCAACUCCAACUCCAGUGAAUCCAUCCCAGCCUCCCCGUCUCCCCCCUCUGUCACUCCUACCACUGCCAACCUGGCACCUACACCCACCCAAACUACUACCACCCUAUCACCCAACCACAGUUCCCCUCAGAAUUUCCUCACUCCCACCUGGGUAAUCUACUCCCACCCAACAUGGCCCAAUGCACGUAGGGACCUCGGGGUGUCCCUCAGCCUGUUCCCCCGUGACCCAGACAGCUGGUGUGGCCCCUGGGUGAUCUACGAGGGUCCCAGUGCCUAUUCUGACCUGGCCUAUCUGGAGCUGCCGCCCUCCCCUGGUGCCCCGCCCGCUGUGGCGUUUGCCUGCCUGUUUGAGUGCGGCACCAGAACAGCAUAUGAUGAAAUCUCCUUCAGCAUCUUCACGCUCUACGAGCUGAUCGAUAACCUCCCCCAGAACGUGUCGCUCAAAAGGGACAGUCAGGCCUUUGAAAGACGACAGCAGGAAGCCAGAGAUCCUCAGAAAGGCCAGAGUUGUACCAGCAAACAAGAUGCUCGAAGCACAAGACGUCUCAGAGAGGUGCUUCAUGUGAAGGAGAGAGAGAGGAGCAAGCUGAGUGAGCUGUGCUCUGUGUCUUAAAUAGAGAUUCAAGUGGUAGCAGUCCUUUUUAAAGUGGUAUUCCAGGAUUAUGCCUUAAAUGAUCUCUCUGAGUCCAUCCAUGUUUUAUAGAAUAUUGUGCCUUUUAUAGACAAGAGUUUUAUUUCUACUUGGUAAUGUAAGUAGAGCGACAGUAACUUUACUAUUUUGUAUUUGGUAGUGGUGAGAAGAAAAUUACAUUAUCUACACAGUGAUAAAUUGCCUUUGAG
This is a messenger RNA of Myripristis murdjan (pinecone soldierfish), 2089 nucleotides long. It is a transcript of the gene neu4, whose product is annotated as sialidase 4. The transcript has 4 exons. The coding region runs from base 276 to 1862 and encodes 528 amino acids. The record is from RefSeq and is a predicted model, not a curated record. Gene Ontology annotation, molecular function: exo-alpha-sialidase activity. Gene Ontology annotation, biological process: oligosaccharide catabolic process; ganglioside catabolic process. Lineage: Eukaryota; Metazoa; Chordata; Actinopteri; Holocentriformes; Holocentridae. Gene Ontology annotation, cellular component: cytoplasm; intracellular membrane-bounded organelle; membrane.